AUGCCCACGAAAGAGGAAGAGGCCGAUCUGGCCAUGGUCAUCAGAGACCGCGAAACGUCAAAUGAACAUGUGGGUAUACGUAAUCUGAAAAGCUUCUUCGGUUCCCCCAAGUUCUCCGACUUUACCAUCAAAGUUGAUGAACGUGAAUUCAAAGUCCACAAGAUAGUUAUAUAUGGCCAGUCAGAAUAUUUCAAUCGCUUGUUCAACAGCGAUUGGAAAGAAGCUCUGGAUAAUAAGAUCGAGCUCAAAGAAGACGAUCCAGGUGCUGUCGAAGCGAUGCUCCGCUUCAUGUAUGAAAAUGAAUACGACAGCGGCGAACACAGCUGGGGACGAAUAUCUCCCAUGCUUUUCCACGUGAGGGUGCAUGCAGUCGCAGACAAGUAUGGCGUCGCAGCCCUGAAAAAGCUCUCGAAGCAAAAGUUCGACCAUGCGACGAGUGUUUGCUGGGAUAUGGACGACUUUCCCCACGUGGUAGCCGAUGUCUAUGAUAAUACCCUCGGAUGUGAAGAACUUCGGGACACUGUCGCUCGCGCGUCUCACGAACACAUCGAGGCGUUACUCAUCAAGGACACGUUCAUACGCGUGCUUCGCGACACCAGCGGCUUUGCCGCCGACAUCAUUGGGCUCAUGAGGGAUGGGAUCACUCCGCAAGCUCGAUACGAAUGCCCCAAGUGUGGAGUUGAAUGGGAAGCAAAGCUUGUUCCUGGGAAAACUUAUUGCUGCCUGCAUUGCGGCUCUCGUCAGUCUAACUGGAGCUCAUAUAUUAUUAGCGGUAAAGACUAG
Molecule: messenger RNA, 783 nt
Organism: Fonsecaea erecta
Lineage: Eukaryota; Fungi; Ascomycota; Eurotiomycetes; Chaetothyriales; Herpotrichiellaceae
Exons: 3
Coding region: 1-783 (260 amino acids)
Molecular function (GO): protein binding
Source: RefSeq, a predicted model, not a curated record